UCGGAUCUCGAUCGGGCCGGUUGCGUACUGUGUUUGUAGGUAGAUUCGCGAGCUACCAACAAGCGUCGUUUAGUCCAUUCCGAGCCGUGCAAUCGAGAUGGUCUUUUUCCUAGUUUUUCUAUAUGACCACGCGUAAGCAUUACUCUUCUGCGUGUGUUUGUCUUGCUCCUAACAUUUAUCUAUCUCGCGACCGUGUAACGACAUUUAAGUAACGAUCGUUCGUUCGUUCUUCCUUUUAAGACUUUAAGAAAGUGAGACAGAGAGACAACGAGAUAAAAAGAGUACUAUAAUUCAAAUCAUCAUGGAUCGAUCAUCGAAAAUGAUUCUACGAAAGAUCAUUAUAGAUUUCGUGUGCUUGCUUAUUGUGAGUGGUGUGGUGCUGAUGUUUUUCCUGUUCGGCAAGCCGUACAAGCGGGGAUUCUUCUGCAAUGACGAGUCGUUAUAUCAUCCGUUCCACACGUCGACUGUAACAAGCGUGAUGCUCUACGUCAUUGGUCUUUUACUUCCUAUAUGCACGAUGAUAAUCGGAGAGUAUCUUUACGCGAGAUAUUGUGACGCAGAUUCGACGAAGAUAUUAUUUGGCUACAACAUACCACCAUGGUUAUGGGGUGCAUAUGAAAAGAUUGGCAUAUUCGGUUUUGGAGCAGCAACAACUGUUUUAAUCACCGACAUCGCCAAAUACACGAUCGGCCGACUGAGACCCCAUUUCAUGACUCUUUGUGUGCCUAGCAUUAAUUGUAGCCUGCCUGAAAAUCAGCACAGGUAUAUCGAGAACUACGUCUGCACCGAGAACAUCUCGACCAGACUUCUAAAGGAGAUCAGAUUAUCCUUUCCCUCAGGACACUCGUCAUUCUCGGCCUACACGAUGAUCUACCUCGCGCUGUACUUACAAUUAAGGAUGACAUGGAAGGGUAGCAAGCUGUUGAAACACUUCCUGCAACUUCUGUGUAUACUUAUGGCCUGGUUCACGGCAUUGUCACGAGUUUCUGAUUAUAAACAUCACUGGAGCGAUGUUCUGGCCGGCUCGACCCUUGGUACCAUCGUGGCACUAGUCGUGGCGAACUGCGUGGCGAACCUGUUCAAAGAUCGGAGUCAUUGCUUGAUGGAAGAGAAACGCCGUGCAGCCGAUUACGAAACAGGGGGCGGUACACAGGAAACUACAUUUACGUUAAACGGAACGCUGCUAAAUAGAAAAGAGUUCUCCGUAAUGUUGUAAAAAUGAAAAACGAGAUGGUGGAUUUUUUUUGGAAAAGAUAAAUAAACGAAGGGAGGAGCUACUCGAAUUACAAAGCUGAUCUUCACGAUCAACGAUCAUAGCUGUACUUCGUUUAAAACUUUAAUUAAGAGAUAAUGUCAUAGGAAUUUCUGCGAGUUUCGUCCGUGCGGCUAAGCAUUACGAAACUUCAUUCUGUCUGAAAUGAAAAGUAUUCGAUUAAAAUAGGAAAUAUAAUUAAGAAACGAUAGUAAUAGAGAUCCAGGAAGAGUGACACAAGAUUUUUUACGUACAGUACAUUCCCGAUUUAUCAAUGAAACGAAUGUAACGCCAUACUCUUUUGGACACCUUUUAAAUUUAGCGUAUUACCUUCCUUCUCGAAUCGAAAAAUCGACGACUAAAUAUGUGGUUUGUUUUCUCUUUUUUCUUUCACACGUCUGGAGCCAAGCUCGAAAAUAUUGUCGGAAUUGACCGAUAUGUAAAUUAUUGUAUCGUUCGAAACGUGCUACUGUAUUCUGAUUUGCGAUUAGAAUAACGAAGCACUUUCCUUGUUAUUCGUACGAAGGGUUAAUUUUAUGUCUGCGUUAAAAUAUAAGUCAAGUGUAUUAUAAUAUCUUUAACAUAUUAUAUAUGUAUAUAAAUAUGUUAUAUUUUAAUGUCUUAUUGACCGUUGAUCUUGUUCCUAUGAUUGUAUCUCGCAAUUGAAAUUCGUGCGUAUGACACGCGUGACAAAUAUAUUUUACUCUUCUCUUUUUUUCUUUUUUCAAAAAUAUGAAAUUGAUAAUAUAAAACACGCCUUUGCCUUUCGUUGAGUUGUUGGCAAUUAACAUAGUUUGUACGUUGCUUAAAAAAAAAAAACAAUAUUGAUUCCUUAUGGUGAGUUAAUAAAGGGUGUGAUGAAGGAUAUUUAUAUAUUUUAAAGGAAACGAGACAUUUUUUAAUACGUGCUUAUCAAUAUUUUAACAUUAAGAUGAUAAAAUUAUUAUGAACUUGUAUUGUAAAUAUAUGUAUAAUGUGAUUUAAUUACGAGAAUUAUUUUUCUUUUUUUCAUUAGAUUUUAUUCUAGGUACGUAAUCUCGUUUGAACUUUUACUUAUAACUUUUUGUACUCGAAGCAAACGACGAUGAAAAAUUUAGAAACAGUUGAUACUAUUACGAUAUAAGUAAUAAUCGUGAAUUGACACAAGUAUAUAUCGCUAUGAAGUAAUACUUCAAAAUAUAUUUCAUUAAUCUUUGUAUUCUUUCAGCGUGUUCUCGAAAAUGAGUUUCCUUUUUUGUAUGCCCACGUUUGUUCAAUUUCUUUUUACACGCCUUUUACAUUUAUUGUACGCAUUGAUAGGUCAUUAAAUGACGUUCGAGUAUUUUGUAAUCGAAGAAACGAAUUGUUUACACGUAGCGUAGUUAUACGACGAUAAAAAUACAACUACGUUCAAGUGCGAAUAAAAUUCACGAGAAACAUGAUUCAUGGGAUAAGUUAGAUUAGAUAAUUUAUGAAUAUUUUUACAUUCUACCGUACUUUCAACUUCGAACUAUAAAAUGUAAUAGAAAAUAAAAAUUUACGAACAAGGGGUGGUAUAUUGUAUUCUUUAAUCGUUAAAUUUCUAUUGUUAUACAUAGAUAAUUUUAUUAUUAACGUUAUUAGAUGUUUAGUAUUAACUAAGCGAUCUUCUGAUAAUUACGAUAACUUUAUCUUUGGAAAUUAAGAUUAAAUUACGAUUACCGUUAAUGAAACAAGCUCAAAAUAAUUAAAUGGAAUUGGUAAAAUAUUUAUAGAUAUUAAUGUGCUCGUGGAAAAUAUUUGACGAACAUUCCAAACCACGAGAAAUCAAAUAAAAUGUUUCUACCUAAUAAAAUACCAGCAUCUUAAUUGCUGUAAUGCAAAUUGGCGGUCAAUAAGAUGUUAAUUGUUAAAUGUAAAAUACGAUUGAUUUCGUUAGACGAUAAAUUAAAAAAAAAAAAAACUCUAAAGAGAAGACGAUAAGCCUUAAUUUCGCAAUGUGUCUUUCAUAUUCUUUAAAUAUUAGAGAAAAUAAAAACAAAAAAAGAAAAUAACGCGAAGUAAGUUGAAUCGAUUCUUAAGGAGCUACAUAAAUCCAGGAAAUUGUCAAUUUCUUUUCAUAUCUUUUGUAUCUUCAAGCCUGUCAAAUAUUUAAACGCUUUAAACGUUUUACCAUUAAGCGAUUACUAUCAAAAGCGAUACCAAAAGUAUUAAAAACAAUCUGCGAAUUGUUGCAUCAGCAAAUAACACAUAAAAAUUAACCGUUUAUAUUUUUCUCCAUAUUUUUGCAAAACUUGCACGAUUGCAAAACCUAAAUAUCCACUAUUUUGCACGACGAGCAUUUUUCUUAAAAAUUACAUUUCCUUGGAUCAGAAAAACGUUGAAAGAUACGUAGUUUUUAAUUUCCUAAAUAUAAGUAGCUCCUUAAUUUGUUAACUGGGGAAAGACGAGUUAACUGGUCGCUGGCAUUACCAAUAUUUUGUACUUAAUAAUUCAUUUAUCUCCUCCUUCUUUUUCUCAUAAUUACUCUGAUAUUAAAGAUAAUAAAUAUAUUAACUCAUUUACAUUUGCGUAGAAUUCGAUCGAAUUAAUUCGUCUUUCGUUAAUUAUUUAAAAAAAUCGCCCAGUUAACAAGUUAAGACGACUGAGUUGAAUAUUAUUAGCAGUAUAAACUAUGUCUAACGCGAUUUAUCGGAUUUGCACGAUGGAUCAUGUUCCCUAUGCUCGUUCAUACAGACGAAGGGAUCGUUAAUCAUUGCUUAAAGGGUUUCGUAUUUAUUCUAGGGCAAGUCUCCUGCUAUUACUUCGAGCAAAGAUGUAAACAAGGGGUUUACGAUAUACAAUACAAUAACAUUGGUUAAAAGGAAACAAUUGUAACGCGUGUACCGUUUUAUUGUGAUAUCAUGAUCAUUAAAUUCUGCACAGAUUGAGAAUGUAUAUCAGAUCGAAGUAAUAAGUUCGCUCAUCUUUCGAUGAAAUAAUAUCGAAAUUUCGAUCGCUGUGAUAACGAAGAUAUUAAUAAUUCUAAGUUUUAUUCGAUGAAAGUAAUCGUUGACAUUGGUAUAUAACGUCUAAUAAAUAAAAUAUAAAAAGUGAUAGAUACUGUUGAAAAGUUUAUUUGAAAUGAUAAAGCGUCAGUGUAUCGUAAUAAUUCUAAGUUCUAUUCGAUUAACAUCGAUAUACAUAUAACGUCUAAAUACAUGAAAUAUAUUGAAAGUGAAUAAAUAUUCUUCAAAAUUGUUCUUUCGAUAUAUUCUAAGGCAUCGUUGCGCAUACUUGAAAGAUCCUCAAAGAACGAUCAAAAGGAAAAUACGAUUGAACGUAAUUAAAAAAUUCAGCCUUCAGGUGAGAAGAAGAGGAGCAUUUCGAACGAUUACUGCUUCAGCUUACGAACUAAGAUUUCGUUAAAAAAAAAAAAAUCCGAAGAGUCGAUGCAUCCAGAGUAUUGAAGAUUACACACACGGUAGCGACGAAUUACGUUCAAUUCAAUUUAUGUAAGUAGAUAAUUUACAGAUAGAUAAUUUACAGAUGCGAUAAAUCAUCGAACUGGAAUUACUUAACGAAAGAAAAAGAUCUUUAAACCCGUUCCUUUAAAUUCGAUUCGUACGGUAAUAUGUAUAAAUAACGAUGGCUUCUCUUCGUUGAGACGAAAUCGUUCAUCACUGGUUCACGAACAGUAAAAUGGACGAGGUAUAAAUACAUUAUAGUAGCUUUGACCAGUACACGCCACUUAAGCAGAAACAGUGGCACACGUGAUCCUUCUUGAUCGGCAUUUCGUAUCCAAAGAGAGGAUACAGCAUCGAUAAAAUCUACUCUUUCUACCAUUAAUAAUACCGAUAGGUAUCUGGUUAUAAAUGAUGGUCCUUAUUAUCUCGUAUACGCAAGAAUACGAGGAAUCACGUCGAAAGUAUUCAAACACGAGCGUAAUGCGAAAUUAGUCUUGUACUACUCGGAACUGUCUUGUACACGAAAUGUUGAAAUAAAACUUCCUAUACGUGCGU
Molecule: messenger RNA, 5211 nt
Organism: Bombus terrestris (buff-tailed bumblebee)
Lineage: Eukaryota; Metazoa; Arthropoda; Insecta; Hymenoptera; Apidae
Gene: wun
Product: putative phosphatidate phosphatase
Exons: 8
Coding region: 302-1216 (304 amino acids)
Biological process (GO): phospholipid dephosphorylation; phospholipid metabolic process; signal transduction
Molecular function (GO): phosphatidate phosphatase activity
Source: RefSeq, a predicted model, not a curated record